AUGAUUUCAGGAGGCUGGGGGCCUCAGUCCCGGCCCGGGCCCCAGCUCUGCAGAGCGUCUGCCUGUGGUGGCGGUUGCUGCUGCUGCUGCUGCUGCUGCGGUGGUGGUGGUGGCGGCAGCGACUCUGGCCCCAGGCCCAGCCUGAUGCUGGGUGGAGAGAAGAAGGGAGGGGGAGAGGAGCGCGGAACGAGCCCAGCGUUGUCAGGGCUCGGGGAAGGGGCGGAGCUUCCCGCUUUGGGGAGUCAGAGCUCCCCCACACCCUCCUCCUGCAUCCUCCCUAGCCACCCCCCCCCCCACAGUCUGUCUCCCGCCCCAAUUCCCAGGGCCAUUGUUCCGCAGAAGCCGGAUGCUCUUCGGAAUGCUCAGCUCCCGCCUGGUCCUUUACUUUUCCUACAGCUCUAGGCCUUCUGCUCUUCCUUCUCUUCCUUCCCCUGCAGCCUUCUCCCCCUCCCACUGCUUCUUCUCCACCUCCUUUCCCUCUCAUCCGCCCCCAACCUCGGUCCUUUCCUUCUAGGGCUUCACUAUUCUGGCGCCUGGCCUUAGUCUGGAGGAAGGUGUGGGUGAAUGGGGGUGGCAAGCUUCAUGGUGAGGGGCUAAGGAUGGGGGGAUGGAGGGUGGGGAGCGUCUUGGGGAUGGAGAGGCUGGAAGGUCCCACCCUCUCAAUUCAGAGCUACGAGGUUUGGAGAAGAUUUAAGUUGGGACCCUUGGAGAUGACAAGAAAUGGGGAUAAACUAGGAGAAGCCUAGGACAAGGAGUCACAGAUUCUAAAAUGAAGGGUAAGAGACCACCCCCGCCCAUCCUCUCCUGGCUCCAGAGGACACUCUGCUUUCUCGCCCAUGCCCGCUUUCCUUUAAUCACACGAGGAGAGUUAACUUCAUAGCUCCAGUCUGCCGCCCUCUGGUGGUCUCUAACGCCUCCAGCCCUCCUUGGCAAUAUUUCUUUUCUCUAUCCCCCGUCCCAACUGUAAUUUGGGGAGUUUCUGUAUUCCUGAGAUGCCCCAGAUUCCCAUAAGGCCUGUAAUUCAUUUGCUCUUAGUUGUUUGAAUAAGUAAACUUUGAGCUUGAUUUUUAAGGAGGAGUUGAUAGGGUCCAACGUUUCUGAGAGAAAGGGCAGCCGCUCCUUAAAAAUCAAGCUCAAAGUUUACCUGUUCUAAGACAUCUUUCCAACCUAGCAAUCAGGUACUUACAUUUACCCAGGCCAGGACAGACCAGUGUUUUCCUCCCCGACUAAACCUCCUUCCUCUCCCCCCCCAACCACCCAAGAGAGGUAUAGGUACAUUUUUGUCUGAGACUACAAGUCCACUUAGUUUGUACGGCCUUUCAACUUCUCCUUGAGGCACUGCGGCUCCAUGCUGGCUGUAGCCACCUCCUGCAGCCCCUCCUAAGAAACACUUCAGGAAAGGCGGUUGCAUCCCUCCUCUUUCCUCCCAAGUAAUAACAUAGGUGACCAGUGAUCUGGAGAUGGACAUUUUCAACCUUGAAAGUGACUUUGUGAGUUUGAAAAGUUCAGAGCUGCUAGAUCCCUCACUUGCUGCCAGAUGUACUCUAGGAGAUGCACCCUGAAUCCAUGGCAGUACUUUGUGGAGGAGAAGAUGACUACCGACUGAAGAAUGAGCCCCAUCCCUGGCUUGGCUUCUUAGAAGAUAAUAGGCCUUGAGGGAGACAAUGCAGAGUCAAGGUUAAAGAUGAUAUACCAUUUAGCAGUUCUGAAAACUGCUUCAUAUUAUGAGAUUUUAAGUAUCAGUCUCCUAUUAGAGCAUAAUAGCAGUUAUAAUUUGCUACUA
Molecule: messenger RNA, 1783 nt
Organism: Vombatus ursinus (common wombat)
Lineage: Eukaryota; Metazoa; Chordata; Mammalia; Diprotodontia; Vombatidae
Product: homeobox protein TGIF1-like
Exons: 2
Coding region: 1-402 (133 amino acids)
Source: RefSeq, a predicted model, not a curated record